This is a messenger RNA of Nymphaea colorata (pocket water lily), 2302 nucleotides long. RefSeq names its product zinc finger BED domain-containing protein RICESLEEPER 2-like. The record is from RefSeq and is a predicted model, not a curated record. Bases 296 to 2287 code for a protein of 663 amino acids. The transcript has 3 exons. NCBI's taxonomy places the organism in Eukaryota, Viridiplantae, Streptophyta, Magnoliopsida, Nymphaeales, Nymphaeaceae. Gene Ontology annotation, molecular function: protein dimerization activity; DNA binding.
UUUUUGUUUCGGGUUCCGCCCGAAACCCUAACCCUUUUCUCGAUCCACCACCGCUCCAAGGCCGUCACACAUCAGAGAGAGAGAGACCCAGACCCGUCUGCUCCGGCGACCCAGGCACUGAUUCCGGCGACACUGUAACGGAUCGGGUCGACUUGUGUAUGUAUCCGGACAUUCAGGCCCGCCUUCCCUGCUUCCAGCUUGGGCUGUGAAUGUGUUGGAGCAGAGCUUUGUGGGCAUUCCUCAGCCUUUUUCCCUGCAGGUGUUGAAAGAUCUUUAGCAAUAUAUCAUAUGCACCAUGUCCAUCAUCCCCACCACUCCCACCCGGAGUCCAAGUGAAGAAAAUGACAGCGAUAUGGUGCAGAUGUCCAAAUCCAUAUCUCGGAAGAGGCCGAGCAGGUUGAGGUCUGCAGUGUGGAAUGACUUCGAAAGAAUCAAGAAGAAUGGGAAAGACAUGGCCUUGUGCAAGCUUUGCAAGAGGGAGUUUGUGGGAGGAACUAGCAGUGGUACAUCACAUUUGAAAAAGCAUCUAGAGAGGUGCCCCAGAAGACCCAAUCCCGAUGGGACUCCGCAGAUACUUUCAGUAGGCAGGAAAAGAAAGGAGAGGACUGUCACUGUUAGCAACUUCAAGUUCAGCCCCGAAAGGAGUCGCCUUGAUCUUGCAAACAUGAUCAUCCUGCAUGGUUACCCGUUCUCUAUCGUGGAGCACAUUGGGUUCAGAACGUUUGUCAACAAUCUUCAGCCAGCGUUCAGCAUGGUGUCGCUCGAAACCGUUAAGGCCGACUGCCUGGCGAUAUAUGAGAAAGAGAAUGAGAAACUUAAAGGAACCUUGACAAAUCUUUCUGGUAGAGUCAGCCUCACUACUGAACUGUGGACUUCUUGCGAAAAUGUUGCGUAUCUGUGUUUGAUAGCACAUUACAUUGAUGAUGAGUGGCUGUUGCACAGGAAGAUUCUAAAUUUUGUGAUGAUAGGAUCACCUCACACUGACGAAGCACUCUUUGAAAUUCUUGAGUCAUGCCUGAUGGAGUGGAACGUUUAUCAUAAGGUGUUUGCGAUGACAUUAGACAGUUCAUUUACGAGUGAAAAUCUUGUUGCCAGAAUCAGGGAGUCCCUCUUCCAGAAGAGGAUGCUGGUGAGUGAGAGCCAGCCAUUUCACAUGCGAUGUGCUGCCCACGCUGUCAAUGUCGUUGUCCAUGAUAGUCUGGAAGCAGCACAAGAGGUGAUUCAUAAGAUUCGGGAGACUGUCAAGUAUAUCAAGAGUUCACAGGCAAGGGAACAAAAGUUUAAUGAGGCUGUUCAUCAAUCUCGAAUCCAUAGCCAAACGAGCUUAUGCCUUGAUAUUCCAAGUCAGUGGAGCUCCACUUAUCUCAUGAUCGAGGAUGCAUUAGAAUAUAAGGAAGCAUUGGUACGUUUGCAAAAGCUUGAUCCUGGCUACAUAUUGGCACCAGCUCCUAGAGAGUGGGAAAUGGCAAGUCAUCUCACCAAUAUCCUGAAGCCCUUUGUUGAAAUGUCUAAUGUUUUUUCACCAACAAAAUCUCCAACCUCGAACCUUUACUUCCCUUCGAUUUGUGGCAUCAAGUUUCAGCUGAAUGAAUGGUGUAGAAGUGGAGAUGCGUUUGUUCGGUCUGUGGCCUUGAAGAUGAGAGAAAAUUUUGACGCAUACUGGAAGACUUGCAGCUUAAUAUUGGCAGUUGCUGUCGUCUUAGAUCCGCGGUUCAAGAUGAAGCUGGUAGAGUAUUACUAUCCACAAAUCUAUGGUGUGAAUGCUGCUGACCAUAUUAAGGCUACUUUUGAUGGAAUCAUCGGUCUUUAUAAUGAAUAUGCAACCGGUUGCAAUUCAACUCUGCCUUCCCAAGAUUACAACAGGCGGGUGGGAGGUGGAAGUGAUUCAAAUGUCACCUUGUCAAUGAACAUCUCAAACGAUCCAAAAGAUAUGUUGAGAGGAUUUGAUGAAUACCUUUCUGAAACCACUCAAAACCAGCGCUCAAAAACAGAUUUGGACCAAUAUCUAGAAGAAGCUGUAUUCCCACGUAACGUGGAGUUUGACAUUUUAAAUUGGUGGAAAGUUAACACGCCCAGGUUUCCUAUUUUGUCUAGGAUGGCCCGUGAUAUUCUGGGGAUUCCAGUUUCAACAGUGGCACUGGACUCAACAUUCAAUACUGGAAGUAAAAUGCUGGAUACAUAUCGCAGUUCUCUAGAUCUACAAACGCUGCAGGCUUUGAUGUGUGCGCAAGACUGGUUGCAAGACAAAUUGGAUGGUACUUCUGACUCGUUAUAUUCAAAUUGUUAGUUUCUGUUUUAUCCA